This is a messenger RNA of Calidris pugnax (ruff), 2219 nucleotides long. It is a transcript of the gene ZNF408, whose product is annotated as zinc finger protein 408. Gene Ontology annotation, cellular component: nucleus. Lineage: Eukaryota; Metazoa; Chordata; Aves; Charadriiformes; Scolopacidae. Bases 50 to 2161 code for a protein of 703 amino acids. The transcript has 2 exons. The record is from RefSeq and is a predicted model, not a curated record.
AAGGCGGCGGCGGGGCUGUGCUGGAGGAGGUGAGUACCGGCGGGCGGGGAUGCGGGCCGAGGCGGGCCGUGCCCCCGCGGCCGACCCCUGUGGCGCCGUGCCUUGCAGCCUGGUGCAGCGGAGCCCCGGGGAGGAGGAGGCCAACGUGUGGCGGGGCCGGGAGGGCGGGCGGCUGUGGGCCCGGCGGCACAUCGCGGCGGGUGAGGAGCUGCUCUACUGGCCGGAGGAGGAGGAGGAAGAACGGCGGCCCCGCGCAGGGGAUCCCUGUGUCUCCAAGGUGGUAGCUGAUGAAACCACAGUCCUUGAUGUCCCUGCUGAGGAUAGGAGGCCGGUCACCAAGUGUUUCCACGGGCUGCAAGAAGAGGAAAGCACAACUUCCAAACAUGAGCCGUGGCAAGCCAAGGUGCUAAGGACUGAGAAUCAGCACCUUGAGGCCAUCUCAAGCAUUAAGGUCAACGGAAGGUGCAAGCAAGAAUUGGAUGAGGGUGUGGAUCCCAGAUCUGCAGCAGAAAAAGUUGAGAUGGGGCAUAAAGAGGCAUGUCCAGAAGACCUGGAUCUGUUGUCGCCCUCAAAUGGGGUUCAACUCAGUGCUUGCUGGGUUGUCAAGCCGUGCAAGGUGCAUGCUCCGGCCAGCCAGUGCCACAAGUGCCUGCAGAACUGUGGUGGCAGGACAACUGGGCAGGAACCCCAGCAGCCCAGUCCUUCUGAAGGAGAGAGUGUAGAGACUUGUGAGAAAGAGAGCGAAGCUUCCAAAGACUCCAAACCGGCAUCCCCAGAGCAUGGGGAAAAGGGCCCACUGGAGGGACCUGAAGAGCAGGAGAAGGAUACAGAACUGGUGGAGGGUCGUUCCGGCAGGCCAAAAGCUGUGUCCCAGAAGGAGAUGACCAAGCGCAGGUACCGCUGUGGGGAGUGUGGCAAAGCCUUCCUGCAGCUGUGCCACCUCAAGAAGCACCGCUUUGUCCACGCUGGCCACAAGCCCUUCCUGUGCACGGAGUGCGGCAAGACCUAUAGCUCGGAGGAGAGCUUCAAGGCCCACCUGUUGGCCCACCGGGGCGUGCGGCCUUUCCAGUGCACCCAGUGCGACAAGGCUUACUGCACCAAGCGGGACCUGCAGGACCACCAGGUCCUACACACCGGCCAGCGCCCCUUCUCCUGCGAGCAGUGCGGCAAGGCCUUCGCGCGCCGUCCCUCCCUCCGCGUUCACAAGAAGAUCCACCUGGCCACCACCACCACUGGCCCAGCUGGUCCCAAGGGUUGCCCGUGUGCCGUAUGCGGGCGCCAACUGGCCACCCCUGGCUCCUUGCGCAACCACAUGCGCCUGCACACGGGGGAGCGCCCCUACGCCUGCCCUCACUGCCCCAAGGACUUCCGACAGCGGAGCGGCCUGCGCGACCACCUGCGGCUCCACACGGGGGAGAAGCCCCACCGGUGCCGCUUCUGCGGCGAUGCCUUCCCCAAGCUGCCGGAGCUGCGGCGACACCUCAUCUCCCACACGGGGGAAGCCCACCUCUGCACCCUCUGCGGCAAGGAGCUGCGGGACCCCCACACCCUGCGCGCCCACGAGCGCUUGCACACCGGCGAGCGCCCCUUCCGCUGCGAGCGCUGCGGCAGGUCCUACACCCUGGCCACCAAGCUGCGGCGCCACCAGAAGUCCCACCAGGCCGACAAGCCCUACAAGUGUCAGCUCUGUGGCAUGGGCUACGCCUUCCCCCAGAGCCUGGCGCGCCACCUCCUCACCCACAAGGUGGAGAAGGACCCCGAGGAGCUCAGCGCUGCAGUGGCCUCGCUUGCUGUGGACCUAGCCCAGGCGGCAAGGAAAAGGCCUGAGAGGAAGGGCCAUCAGGAGGAGGUUGUGGUAGAGCCCACCUUGCUCGUGGUGGAGGUGCCAGGGCCAGCAGAUGAGGCUGAGCUGCUGAUCACAGCCAGUGCUCCCUGUGUUGCCACUUACCAGCCUGGAGGCAGCCCCCUACAUCCUGGGGCAGACGGGGGACCUGCUGGGCACUUGCCACUGGCAAAGGACAUGGUUGAAAUGGCCGUCUGCGAGCAGGAGGACAAGUGCAUUUUAGUGGAGGAGAGCUCACCAAGCGAUGUGGUCAUCAUCCAGGAGGGGGUGGGCUUCGGAGCAGUGGCAGAAGUGGUGGAGGUGGAGACUGGGACGUGACUGUCCCAGCCUGCCCCUGCUUGAUCUUCUGUAUGUAUUAAAACGGGUUAAAAAAGCA